Macadamia integrifolia is the source of this 963-nucleotide messenger RNA. RefSeq names its product CBL-interacting serine/threonine-protein kinase 24-like. Gene Ontology annotation, molecular function: protein kinase activity; ATP binding. The record is from RefSeq and is a predicted model, not a curated record. Gene Ontology annotation, biological process: protein phosphorylation. NCBI's taxonomy places the organism in Eukaryota, Viridiplantae, Streptophyta, Magnoliopsida, Proteales, Proteaceae.
GCCAACAAAAUGUGACGUUUUCUUUUCCAAAUUUUCAAAGAAUAUCUGACCUUUGUAACUUUGUUGUGCUGAAACGUAGCCUUCUGAUUAAAUAGGAAAUGCUAACAUCACAUUCUUUACGUAAGCCAAAUCCAAAGUAAUUUAUUUUUCGUUUUCGCCCUUUAUAUAGGGUUUCCCCACGCCAGUAUUGAUCCCCAUUUGAUAUGUUCAAUUUCUUGCUUCCUGUGAAUUUAGUAAAGACCACAGACCUCUACAUUUAACCCUGAAGUGUCACAAGCGAGGAAUCGAACUUGCCUUUCGCAAAACGGUGUCAGCAUUUUAGCAGAGCUCCUCGGUCUCAUUCAUCGUCAAUAAUUGCGUUCUUGCGAAAUUCUCUUCUUCCCCAUUCGGUAAAUUGGAGUAGUUGAAGGAAAUGAGCUUGAAGAAAUUGUGAAAAUGCCUAUGAGAAGGGUCGGUAAGUAUGAACUUGGAAGAACAAUCGGCGAAGGAACCUUCGCAAAGGUUAAAUUCGCGCGGAACACAGAGACUGGGGAGAGUGUUGCCGUGAAAAUUAUGGCCAAAAGUACCAUCCUUGAGCACAAGAUGGUGAAUCAGAUUAAGAGAGAAAUAUCCAUAAUGAAGAUUGUUAGGCAUCCUAACAUAGUCAGGUUACAUGAGGUUUUGGCUAGCCGGACAAAGAUAUAUAUUAUUUUAGAAUUCGUCACUGGUGGAGAACUAUUUGAUGAAGUUCACCGUGGAAGGCUCCCUGAGAAUAAAUCAAGGCGAUACUUUCAACAUCUUAUAGAUGCAGUUGAUUACUGCCAUAGUAAGGGUGUGUACCACAGAGAUUUGAAGCCUGAAAAUCUUCUUCUUGAUUCCCAAGGGAACUUGAAGAUUUCUGACUUUGGACUCAGUGCAUUGCCUCUACAGGGUGUUGGACUUCUUCAUACGACAUGUGGAACCCCAAAUUAUGUUGCACCAGAG